This is a messenger RNA of Cotesia congregata, 3120 nucleotides long. The record is from the annotation of a GenBank genome assembly. NCBI's taxonomy places the organism in Eukaryota, Metazoa, Arthropoda, Insecta, Hymenoptera, Braconidae.
AUGCGGAGACUGAAUAAUCAGGCAUACAUGCAUCCUAAAGAGGAUUUCUUGCUCACGUUCCAUGAGAGAUCUAUGGUAAAAGGAUGUACGAAUUGCGAUACUUCCUGCGAAUCCUGCUCUACUGGUGAAUAUGCAAAAUUGUUGGAAAUUGUUUAUAGAUUGCCGGUAAAGUUGAUGGUGGUUGCGAAGAAAUUUAUUAUUGCCAAGUAUUUUGAAGGCGAACCUCAGCCGAGUGAUUUGAAAUUGGUUGAAGAAGAGUUGCCGGAAAUCAGGGAUGGAGAAAUUUUGGUUGAAGCUGAAUAUUUAUCAGUUGAUCCUUACAUGAGACGAUACACGAUAAGGUACCCGUUGAAUUCAACGAUGAUUGGAGGACAAGUUGCUAAAAUAAUUGAAUCUAAAAAUGCUAACUAUCCGAUUGGCAAAAGAAUCGUUGGAAGAUUGGGGUGGAGAACGUAUACAAUCAUUAAUAUAGAUAAGAAUGAUGAUGGGAGUAAGUUGUAUUUUAAGCCAUAUCUUCUACCUGACCUUGAUGAUCUACCGGUAUCACUUGGCCUGGGAGUGCUUGGUAACACUGGGAACACAGCAUAUUUUGGAUUCACGGAAAUUUGCAUGCCAAAGACAGGAGAAACUUUGGUUGUGUCAGGAGCAGCAGGAGCUGUAGGAUCUCAUGUCGGGCAAAUUGGAAAAAUUUUGGGAAUGAAAGUAAUAGGAAUCGCUGGCAGUGAUGAAAAAUGUAAAUGGAUUACCAGCGACCUGGGAUUCGACCAUGCGAUUAAUUACAAAACUCAAGACGUAGCGACAGAGUUGAAAAAAGUUGCUCCCCAAAGAGUUGACUGUUACUUUGACAAUGUGGGUGGAGAAAUAUCGAGCGCAGUUAUUUACCAAAUGAAUCCAUAUGGGCGAGUUUCAGUGUGUGGUUCUAUCUCAGCAUACAAUGCUAAUCCUGACGCUUUGCCCAAGUGUACUAUCACUCAACCUGCUAUGGUUAUGCAGCAAUUGAAAGUAGAAGGAUUUCAGUGGCUUCGUUGGAAAGAUCGUUUGAUGGAAGGAGUAGAAAAAAAUCUCCAGUGGGUUCGAGAAGGGAAACUCAAGUAUCGCGAAACUGUAACAGAAGGAUUCGAAAAUAUGUUCGACGCAUUCUCGCAAAUGCUCCGGGGAGAGCCUCAACCGACUGAUUUAAAAUUAGUACAAGAGGAAUUACCGGCAAUUAAAGAUGGAGAGUAUCUGGUGGAAGCUGAAUAUUUAUCUGUGGACCCCUACAUGAGACGUUACACAAUGAGAUACCCAUUAAAUUCAACGAUGAUCGGUUUCCAAAUCGCUAAAAUAAUCGAGUCAAGACAUCCAGAUUAUCCUGUUGGUAAAAGGAUAAUGGCGCAUAUAGGAUGGAGAACACAUACCAUUAUCGAUGCUAACAGUACUGAAGAGGAGGGAAUGUUGAAUUUUAAACCUUAUGUUUUACCAGAUUUUGGAGAUUUGCCACCGUCACUUGCUCUUGGUAUGCUGGGAAUGCCGGGAAAUACUGCCUACUUUGGAUUUACUGAAAUUUGCAAACCGAAAACUGGAGAAACUUUAGUUGUCUCAGGAGCUGCUGGUGCUGUGGGCUCACAUGUUGGUCAAAUUGGAAAAAUUUUGGGCCUCAAAGUAAUAGGAAUCGCCGGUAGUGAUGAAAAAUGUAAAUGGAUCACCAAAGAUCUAGGAUUUGACCAUGCAAUUAAUUACAAAACACAAAAUGUAGCUGAAGAAUUAAAAAAAUUCGCCCCAGAUGGAGUCGAUUGUUAUUUUGACAAUGUGGGUGGAGAAAUAUCCAGCACAAUUAUUUACCAAAUGAAUCUUUACGGACGUGUGGCAGUAUGCGGAUCUAUUUCUGCUUACAACGCUGAACUCAAUUCACUUCCCAAGUGUACUAUAAUACAGCCGCCUAUUGUAACUCAGCAAAUAAAAUUAGAGGGAUUCAUGGUGAUGCGUUGGCUGGAUCGCUGGAUGGAAGGAAUCCAGAAGAAUCUUAAGUGGAUCCAUGAAGGCAAAUUGGUUUAUCAUGAAACUGUAACAGAGGGCUUUGAUAAAAUGUUUGAUGCCUUUGUAGGGGAACCCAAAGCAACAGAUGUUAAAAUAGUAGAAGAAGAAUUACCGCCUAUUAAAGACGGAGGUAUUUGUUUAAUAAAAAUAUUAAUUAAUAUUAAUCUACAAAUUAUGUUUAAAAAAAUUUCAGAAUAUUUGGUAGAAGCUGAAUACUUAUCGGUAGAUCCUUACAUGAGAUUCUUUAGCAACAAACUACCAUUGAAUUCAACGAUGAUCGGAGCUCAAGUUUCUAAAAUUAUUGAGUCGAAAAAUCCAGAUUAUCCUGUGGGAAGCCGAGUCGUCGGGCGUAUCGGUUGGAGGACUCACACUAUUAUUAAUUUAAAUAAUUUUUCUGAGAAUACCGUUUAUAGUAUAAAGCCUUAUCUUCUUCCUGACUUUGAAGAUCUUCCUCUGUCCCUUGCUCUAGGGGUCCUAGGACAUCCCGGAAAUACUGCAUACUUUGGAUUUAUUGAAAUUUGCAAGCCGAAAACUGGAGAAACUUUAGUUGUCUCAGGAGCUGCUGGUGCUGUGGGCUCACAUGUUGGUCAAAUUGGAAAAAUUUUGGGCCUCAAAGUAAUAGGAAUCGCCGGUAGUGAUGAAAAAUGUAACUGGAUCACUAAAGAUUUAGGAUUUGACCAUGCGAUUAAUUACAAAACGCAAAAUGUAGCUGAAGAAUUAAAAAAAUUCGCCCCAAAUGGAAUCGAUUGCUAUUUUGACAAUGUGGGUGGAGAAAUUUCAAGCGUAGUAAUGCAUCAAAUGAAUCCCUUUGGCCGAGUUUCGAUUUGCGGUUCAAUAUCAGCUUACAAUGAAGAUCCUGGCAGUUUACCUCAAUGUACAGAAGUAUUUUCAACUAUUUUGGACAAUCAAUUACAAGUUGAAGGUUUCAUUACCAUUCGCUGGAUGGACCGGUUCCGAGAAAGUUUUAAUAAAAAUUUUCAGUGGAUCCAAGAGGAAAAAUUGGUGUAUCACGAAACGGUGACUGAUGGUUUUGAUAACAUGUUUGAUGCAUUUGUUGAUAUGCUGCAUGGAAAAAAUUUAGGAAAAGCAAUUGUUAAAGUAUAA